Messenger RNA from Cavenderia fasciculata, 816 nucleotides. RefSeq lists its product as uncharacterized. Bases 1 to 816 code for a protein of 271 amino acids. The record is from RefSeq and is a predicted model, not a curated record. The transcript has 6 exons. NCBI's taxonomy places the organism in Eukaryota, Evosea, Eumycetozoa, Acytosteliales, Cavenderiaceae.
AUGGGUGAUAAGAAACAAGAAGAAGAAGAAAAAGUAGUAUCGUCAACAAUAGAUCGUCAUCACAAAAAAGAACAAGAACAAGAUGAUGAUAAUGAUGAUGAUGAUGAACAAGAAUUAAGUUUAAGUGACAUGUUCCCUCCUUGUGAGGAGGUAGAGAUUUAUCAUUACAACAUUAACGAUAUAAACUUAAAGAUUAAAGGUCAACAAUUACAAAAUAUAAAUACCCAACCCUCUACCGGUCUAUUGCCAUGGCCUGCCGCUUCAAUAUUGUUUAAUUUUAUUGCAAUCAAUAAUAAUUUAUUUAAUAAUAAGAAAGUUUUAGAGUUGGGAACCGGUGUUGGUGUUUGUGGGUUGGUCGCUUCAAAAUUUUGUGCUUCUAUUCUAAUGACAGAUGGUGAUUUGUCUACACUAGGUCAACUAAGUGACAAUUUGGAUUUAAAUUCCUCAAUAUUUAAAGUAAAACCAUCAAUAAGACAUUUGUAUUGGGGAAAGGAUAAUCAGGGGACACUUGAUUCGGUUCAAAAGGAUUUUAAUGAAUUUGAUAUUGUCAUUGGAUCGGAUCUCAUCUAUCAGGAUGCUUCUAUUGAACCUUUGUUUUAUACGGUCAAUCAAUUAUUAUCAAAGAGUAAUCCUGAAAAUGCUUUUUAUCUUUCUUUUUUAGAUCGAAAAAAUCAUUUGCCAAUUUUAGAAAAAGUUUCCAGUUCUUAUGGAUUUGAAAUGCAGUCGUUACCAGUUGAUAGUUUUCUAACUGAUCUAACAAAUGUUUCAACCAUGUCAAAAAUGUUUAUAUUUAAAAGGAAAGAAACCCAAAGUUAA